Monopterus albus (swamp eel) is the source of this 3075-nucleotide messenger RNA. RefSeq names its product coagulation factor XIII A chain. Gene Ontology annotation, biological process: blood coagulation, fibrin clot formation; peptide cross-linking. The transcript has 17 exons. NCBI's taxonomy places the organism in Eukaryota, Metazoa, Chordata, Actinopteri, Synbranchiformes, Synbranchidae. Bases 124 to 2283 code for a protein of 719 amino acids. The record is from RefSeq and is a predicted model, not a curated record. Gene Ontology annotation, molecular function: protein-glutamine gamma-glutamyltransferase activity.
UUAUGUCCUUGUGCUAUUACAUUACACAUUAUUUGUUCAGAUGUUAGGUUUUUGAUGUUUGAUUGUUUUUGGUUUAAUAUUUUUUGCAUCUGUCCAGUGACCUCAGUGUGACCUUUGACCACCAUGUCUGAACCAACCAACAAACCACCUACCAGACAUGGCCGCAUCAGGGAAGACUACCACAAUCUCGUGGAUAAACAUGACGAUGACUUCGGCAAGGAACCAGCGCCCUCAGCCAGAGGAUUUGCACCUGGGGAAUUGUCUCUGUAUGUGCAGAGCGUCGACAUGUGUCAGCAGGUCAACAAACCCGCACACCACACCACUGCCUAUAAUGUCCAGAACCUAGUGGUCCGGCGUGGUCAGGAGUUUGUGAUGAACAUCACCUUCAACCUCCCCCUGACCGCAGACGACGACUUCCAAGUGGAGUUCCUGAUUGGCUCUGACCCUUCACCCACUACUGACACCCUGGUGGUGGUGACAUUCAAUUCCCGUACUGGAGGUCCGUGGUCAGGCAGGAUUCUGCAGACCCAGGGUCAGAUGUUGGUUCUGGGCAUCACGCCAACGGCCAACGCCAUCGUGGGGAAGUUUCGUAUCUAUGUGGCCAUCCUGUCAGGCACCGGCAUGCAGCGAACCAAGAGGGACCCCACGACUGACCUGUACUUGCUCUUCAAUGCCUGGUGUCCAGAAGACGCCGUGUUUCUUCCUGAUGAAGACCAACGGAGGGAGUACGUCCUAAAUGACAGCGGUGUGAUCUUUCAGGGUUCUGUUGACAAAGUGACACAACGCACCUGGGCGUAUGGACAGUUUGAGCGCAGUAUUUUGGACGCCUGUAUUUACAUCCUGGAUAUGUCCCGGAUGCCGAUCAGCAAACGAGGUGACAUCAUCAAAGUGGUCAGGCAGGGAUCCGCCAUGAUUAACUCUCAGGAUGACAACGGGGUGUUAGUUGGGAACUGGAGCGAUGACUUCUCCAUGGGCAAGGCACCCACAUCGUGGACAGGCAGUGUCAGCAUCCUGCUGCAGUACCUCAGCACUGGAGUCCCUGUGUGUUUUGCCCAGUGCUGGGUGUACGCCGGAGUCUUCAACACCUUCCUCCGCUGCCUCGGCAUCCCGGCGAGAGUCAUCACCAACUUUCUUUCAGCUCACGACAACUCGGGAAACCUGAAGACCUACAUGAUCUUUGAAAGUGAUGGCUCGCUGGAUAGACGCAACACCAGGGACUCCAUCUGGAACUUCCACUGCUGGAACGAAGCGUUCAUGACCCGUGCUGACCUGCCGCCCAACUUCGGCGGAUGGCAGGUGGUGGACGCCACUCCCCAGGAGACCAGUGAUGGAUUUUAUCGCUGUGGUCCAGCUUCAGUAGCUGCCGUCAAGGAAGGCCUGCUGUGCCACCCGUUUGACUUAAGAUUUGUCUUUGCUGAGGUACAAAGUGAGGUGGUCUGCAUGAAGCGGGAUCGCUACGGGACUCUGACUCCGUUCGCUGUGUAUAAGGAUUACGUCGGAAAGGCUAUUUACACCAAGGCUAUAGGCAGCACGGCCCCUGAGGACAUCACACACACCUACAAGUACCCUGAUGGUUCUGUGGAGGACGAGAGGAGCAUGGCCCGGGCCGAGCAGUACGGCUGUGAGAGGGACCACUCUGAGCUGCCUCAGGCCUCGGUGACCGUCGCCAUCACCGCUGAACAAGUCACACUGGGACAGGACUUGAACGUGGUGGUGGUUUUCACCAACCAGGGCGACAACCCCGCAACUGUCAAUGCUCACCUGGGGGUUUCAGUCGUCUUCUACACCGGAGCCCCGGCCAGUGACUUUUCAGAUCAGGAUUUUGUUGUCACCGUGGCAGCUGGAAGCACGGAGAGUGUGAAGUUUAGGAUAACGGCGGUGGAGUACAUGCCUCAGCUGGGCUCACAGCUCAGCAUCCAGUUUACGGUGACUGGAGAAUACAGUGGCCAGUUAGUGAACGCCAUGAAGGUGGUGGAGCUGCAGACCCCAGCACUCACUGUGAAGGUGAGCGGCAAGCCUCAAGUAGGGCGCAAUAUGUUCCUGACUGUUUCCUUCACCAACCCCUUCCCCUUCUAUCUGGAAGACGCCAGACUGCACAUAGAGGGACCCGGACUCCUGUACCCUGUGGAAUAUUACUACAGUGCCAUUGCUCCUCGGGCUUCAAUCUCCAAGAUGGAGUCGUUCAUUCCUCGGCUGGCUGGUGCCCGAUACCUCAUGGCGGUGCUGGACUGUUCGAACCUCCGUCAGGUGACUGGAGCUGUUGAAGUUGACAUCACAGGAUGAUUGGUUCACAGAGCUGUGACCCCUCCCCUCGGCUUUUUCAUUAUGUAUCCACCAAUCGGCACAGCGUCAGGCUGAGUGGGCGGAGCCAACAAGCCGCUUAGUUUACUUCUAUGGUGAUUUUUUUUUUUCUUGUUUCAUUUCACUUUACACAAAUAUAGCAAAUGCAGAGUCUUAAUCAUUUGCUGCACAGAUAUGAAGGUUUGUGUAACUUUUUAAGGCAGGUUUUGUGAAGAGGCCCAAGGGUCGAAGGUCACAGUAUCCUUAAAGUACAUGAAAGUGUCUUGACUAUACAGGAGAGGAAAGAGCUUGUCAAGUUAUUAGAAGCCAUUAGAUAGAUUUUAAACAUGCUCAACUAGGUAAAUUUGAUCGAUACACUGGUCUGAGUUCAGUACAACACACAAUUUCCCCCAGAGUGCAUCUUUCUCAUAUUUCACCUUUGAUCAGAAAAUGACAGAAUGUCUACUGACUUAAGACAAACUGAGAUGUAACAUCAUCGGAGACUAAACUGAGACUUCAGACUCAGGUGGGUCAGCAUCUCUCCAUCAGAUCUCUGCUCUGACACUAAUCAAUCAGUUUAAAUUGAUAAACACCAAGGAGUCACGGGAGCUGCCAGCUUCAGUGCAGUCAGAUUCGGUUUGGUGACAGAUCAUGACGACACAACCCUCACAGCCUCUUCACAGCCUGGAUAUAAAAUCUGUUUAAUGAGGACUAUCAUUGUAAUUCCAGACUUUUAUCAGAUGAAAACUAAUGUGAUUGUGUCUUUUUUUUUUUAGCUUUGUGCCUUUAAACUGU